UUUGUAAUGGCGGCCACGUGAUCGCACAGGGCACGAACGCCGGGCUUCGCGCCUUCGCCGUACAAAAGCCAUUCCAACUUCUUUAGUCUCCAUGCGUACGUGUGCCAUUUUUCGUUUGCUUGAACUUAAACUACUACCCCUAGCUAGCUAGGGUCUCAUCUUCUCUCGACAUCAGGCAUUUCCAUCGUAAUGGGGACCUGAUUUGGAUUUGUGAUGGUCUCUUGGGUGGAUAAGGCUCUAACCUUUUAGGCACUUCCUUCCAUCUUUCCAUGGUGAUAGUCAUUUUUUCCCCUGUGUUGUACAGUACCUGCUACUGCUACUUGUUUUCUCGCUUGGUUCUCUGUUCGUACUACAAAGCUAUCUUUUUUUCUAUGGCCAGCGAUUAGCUAGCAAAGUUGCCGUUUCCUCUAGCUUUCUGUUAAAAUAUUCAUCCCAUGUCUCAUUUUCUUUUGAACCGCAAUGACUCGUCGCUGCUUUGAUGAAGUCCGCAUCUGAUACUGUGGUCGCUGUCUUGGUUCCUUGAAGCACAUGAACUUCUCAGAUCCAUACCUCAACACCGAUGCAGGAACCAUGUCUCCUUUCGAGCACGGCGAAGUGUUUGUUUUGGACGAUGGCGGUGAGGUGGACUUGGACCUUGGAAAUUAUGAACGGUUUCUGGACAUCAAGUUGACUCGUGACAACAACAUAACCACGGGAAAGAUCUACCAGUCUGUUAUUAACAAGGAACGUAGAGGAGAUUACCUGGGAAAAACUGUUCAGGUUGUGCCGCACAUCACAGACGAAAUACAAGAAUGGAUUGAACGUGUGGCAAUGAAUCCAGUUGAUGGCACCGAAGAGUCAGCUGAUGUUUGCGUCAUAGAACUUGGUGGAACUAUAGGGGACAUUGAAUCAAUGCCUUUCAUUGAAGCAUUAGGUCAAUUUUCAUACCGCGUAGGUACUGGAAACUUUUGCUUGGUUCAUGUCAGUCUUGUACCAGUUCUAAAUGUAGUUGGUGAACAGAAAACAAAGCCUACCCAACAUAGUGUCCGUGGACUAAGAGGACUUGGACUCAUACCUGAUAUUUUAGCAUGUCGCAAUACUCAGCCACUUGAAGAACAUGUGAAAGUGAAACUCGCACAAUUUUGUCAUGUCCCGAUACCAAAUAUCAUUAAUCUCCACGAUGUUACAAACAUUUGGCACAUCCCUUUGUUGCUCAGGGAUCAGAAGGCCCAUGAAGCAAUUCUGAAAGUUUUAAACCUUCAGUGUGUGGGAAAAGUGCCUCGUGAACCCAAAUUGGCUGAAUGGACUGAAAGAGCCAGCAAAUUUGACAAACUGAAAACCCCGGUUAGGAUUGCCAUGGUUGGAAAAUAUACUGGCCUAUCGGAUUCCUACCUGUCUGUGUUAAAGGCUCUUUGUCAUGCAUCAGCUGCUUUGGACAGAAAGCUUGUGGUAGACUGGGUUCCUUCCUGCGAUCUUGAAGAUUCUGCAGCAGAAGAUACUCCUGACGCCUAUGAAAAAGCGUGGGAAUUACUGAAGGGUGCAGAUGGUGUGUUAGUGCCAGGAGGUUUUGGAGAUCGAGGAAUCCAAGGGAAAAUUCUGGCUGCAAAAUAUGCGCGAGAAAACAACGUUCCAUAUUUCGGCAUUUGCUUGGGCAUGCAAAUUGCAGUGAUUGAGUUUGCCCGUUCUAUCAUGAAGUUGCAUGGUGCUAACAGCACAGAGUUCGAUCCAGCCACAAAAACACCAUGCGUUAUUUCCAUGCCAGAGGGAUCCAAAACCCAUAUGGGUGCAACAAUGCGCCUUGGAUCAAGGAGGACUUUUUUCCAGGUCAAUAGCUGCAAAUCUGCUAAGCUGUAUGGCAAUGCUAGCUAUGUUGACGAAAGGCACCGCCACCGAUACGAGGUGAAUCCUGAUAUGGUCCCCGAAUUUGAGAAGGCAGGGCUUUCUUUCGUUGGCAGGGAUGAAACCGGGAGACGCAUGGAGAUUAUCGAGCUACCAACUCAUAGGUUUUUCGUCGGCGCGCAAUUUCACCCUGAAUUCACAUCACGGCCUGGAAAGCCAUCUCCACUUUUCUUAGGAUUGAUAGCGGCGUCAUCAGGUCAGCUGGAUCACCUGCUCCAGCGCCCUUGCUGCAUUGUCAGCCAACCAGGCAGAUGCAGCUCCAGCAACGGAGCGACGAAACUGAAGCUGUACCCGAGCGGCCGCGCCAAGAACAGCCUGGUGAACGGGUACUAUGCCAACGGCAACGGGUGCUCACAUCUCGCAGCAUAACGCUGCAAGAGGCCGUGUGCUUGUCUCUUGAGACUCUUUGCAAAUCUGUCGGGUUAAUUUUUGCCUUUUUCUUGUUCCCUGCUUGCAUUCGUCACCUGCCCAACUAAGAAGAAGAGAAGGGUCGUCUACUCCGGCGACACGGCGAGCCGUUUCCGAUGUUUUAACGAGGAAGCAUUUGGCACAGGCGCCGUCGCAUUAAAAAGCAAAUCGGUAGCAUAGCUAGGAGUUGAUUAGUAGUAGUAAUCCGUUGAGCUGUUUCUUUUGUUUGUUCGUUUGUUUGCCUGUAUUGAUGAAGAUUAAAAGGGCUGGUGAUGCGCAGCUAGCUGAAGCGGAGCCUGCCAUCUCUUCUGAUCAUAUACUGUAAACGAACUGAUGCUCUCCAUGGACUGAAUGAAUGGAUGGGUAUACAGGUAUUCAUUACUGAAUUUGCUGCUGGGAAUGUGCAGUUUCAUUGUUUU
Messenger RNA from Phragmites australis (common reed), 2705 nucleotides. RefSeq lists its product as uncharacterized. The record is from RefSeq and is a predicted model, not a curated record. Bases 529 to 2247 code for a protein of 572 amino acids. NCBI's taxonomy places the organism in Eukaryota, Viridiplantae, Streptophyta, Magnoliopsida, Poales, Poaceae. The transcript is spliced from 20 exons. Gene Ontology annotation, molecular function: CTP synthase activity; identical protein binding. Gene Ontology annotation, biological process: pyrimidine nucleobase biosynthetic process; CTP biosynthetic process.